This is a messenger RNA of Pelobates cultripes (western spadefoot toad), 24482 nucleotides long. The record is from the annotation of a GenBank genome assembly. NCBI's taxonomy places the organism in Eukaryota, Metazoa, Chordata, Amphibia, Anura, Pelobatidae.
CUCAGACCCCUCUCUCCCUCCCCAGCAGUGCAGCCCGGACCUAGCGUGCGAGCUCUGGGCGUGUACCAGGGGGCGUGCCAGUCCUGUCUCGGGGGCUCCUCGCCUUCCCAGCCCCAGAGUCCAUAGUUCGCAGCACACGGAGCUCGCUGUCCCCCGGUCCCGCUCCGCACAGCUCGCCAGGCAGGCUCCCCUCUCCGGCCAUGGAUACACACUGCUCGCUGCCCGCAGCCCUGCUGCUCUGCUUCUUCCUGUGGGACAUACCCGGCUUCCAGCAGGCAUCCAUCCCCUCCAGCCAGCUGCCCAGGGCGGCCAGGAGGCAGCCCCCCAUACACAGCCAGGAGCCCACCCAGCGAUGGCCCGUGGUGCCCCAUGAUUACAUGCUGUCCAUCUACAGAACUUUCUCCACUGCGGAAAAACUGGGCAUCAAUGCCAGUCUCUUCCAGUCCUCCAAGUCUGCCAACACCAUCACCAGCUUUGUGGAUAGGCGUCAGGGUGAGUGAGUAGUUUGUACUGGGGGUCUGUGCCGGUGUAGGAUUUGGAGGUACAGUGCCGUGUAUCUAGGUACAGUGGUACAGUGCCAUGUAUGUAGGUACAGUGCCGUGUAUGUGGUACAGGGGUACAGUGCCAUGUAUGUAGGUACAGUGCCGUGUAUGUGGUACAGGGGUACAGUGUCAUGUAUGUAGGUACAAUGCCGUGUAUGGAGGUACAAUACCUUGUCUAAGAUAUGGGGAUACAGUGCCAUAUGGAGGUACAGUGCAAUGUAUGAGGUAUGUAGGUACAGACAGUGCAGUGUAUGGAUGUACAAUGCCUUGUAUAAGAUAUGGGGGAACAAUGCCAUAUGGAGGUACAGUGCCAUGUGUAGGGUAGGGAGGUACAGUGUCAUAUAUUGGGUAAGGAGGUACAGUGCCAUGUAUGGGGUGCAGUGCCAUGUAUGGGGUAAGGAGCUACAUUGCCACGUAUGGGUUAUAGGGGUACAGUCCCGUGUAUGUGUUAUGGGAGGUACAGUGCCAUGUGUGAGGUAUUAGGUUAUAGUGCCAUGUAUGAGUUAUGAGGGUAUAGUGUGCCAUGUAUUGUGUAUCGGGGUAUAGUGCCAUGUUUGGGAUAUGGGAGAGCAGUGCCAUACAUUGGGUAUGAAGGUACAGUGCCAUGUUUGAGGUAUGGAGGGCAGUGCCAUACAUUGGGUAUGAAGGUACAGUGCCAUGUUUGAGGUAUGAAGGGCAGUGCCAUACAUUGGGUAUGAAGGUACAGUGCCAUGUUUGAGGUAUGGGGGGCAGUGCCAUACAUUGGGUAUGAAGGUACAGUGCUUUUCAUGGGGUAUAGUGCCUUGCAUGGGGUAUAAGGGUACAGUGCCUUGCAUGGGGUAUUGGUGUACAGUGCCUUGCAUGGGGUAUUGGGGUACAGUGCCUUGCAUGGGGUAUAGGGGUACAGUGCCUUGCAUGGGGUGUAGGGGUGCAGUGCCUUACAUGGGGUAUUGGGGUACAGUGUUAUGGAUAGGUUAUGGCACAAUGCAUGGGGUACAUAGAGAGAUAGAUUGUAACUAUAUAUUUUAUGCUGGCAUUGGAUGUACAGCCCAAGGCAAUAUGUUGCCAGUUUGCUACCCUUGUGAUUGUGUCUAUUGUUUUUCGUUCACGAGUUUGGAUGACCAUGUGUAAAGGCUCCGAUCUGAUAUGUUCUCAAUAAUUGGUGCCAAAAGAAAGAAACGGUUGUUUUGGGGGUAAAACUGCCUGAAUUUGGGUUCAAGGCACCGAGAAGUGUACAGAUAAAGACAGACACAAUCAUUUGAAUGGAGGGAACAGGAGUUAUUUGUUUUCUAAUUCUGUUUUGUCAGAGAUAGAAGAGAAUCCUUAUUGUGUCCAGUCCUGGUUUAAACAAAUACUCAGUUCCCAACAGAAUGAGGGUAAACAUUUACUGAGCUGUAUUGUAUCAGAGAACUCUGCUGUAUCAGGAAUCCAUGAUCCUGGGGUACUCCUCCAAAAAGGGGGCUCUCCCUCCCAUGAUUGGAUGGUGGAGUGCAGUCCAUGAUUACUCCUUUUUAUCUGAAAUACUGAGAUUUGGAACAGCAAAGAGCUUACGUCUGUCAGCGUUUAGUAAAAUACUGCGUUUUAUUGUAUAUCACUUCAGUGUGCAUGGUGUUCUCUUGUGAGAUACCCGAAGCCUAAAGCAAUAGCUGCAUUGUAAAUUUGAUUUACGAGCAGUAUUUCUUGGAGAUAGUCCCAUUAAAUAACAUAAAAGGAUGUAACCUGGUCAACUAAGAUUGCCUCAAAUGUCCCCAGGGUAGUUUUUUUUUCAGUUACUGUAAUCCCAGCUCUGCUGUAUCCCCCCUCUAAGGCUCAGUGAUGUGAAAAAGAGAGAAAAAGGGACACUUUUGGGUGAAAUAAAAAAAAACCCACAGUUUAAAUGCCCUCCCCCCCCCCCUUAAUCCCCAAGCAGUGGGUUAAUUGACAUACAGCCUGUCUAUCAUAAGAUUUUUCAAAGAAUUGGGAUUGAUUUUAGGUAGAGAUAGUGCUCCUUAAUCUGUACACCAUUGACCCCAUGAUUAAAGGGGUACACCAUUCCAAGCUUUUUUGUUAACACAUUUAGAUCCUACAUGGGGCUUGUACAUAAAAAGUAAAGUGUCAAAUUAUAAUAUUUCUAGAGGUAAAACCUGCUCAGCUGUGGUUUAUGGAUUCAUUAUUUGCUGAUAAUUUCGUUUUAGCAAAUUAUUUAUAUUUAUUGUUCAUUUUAGGGGCGUUAAGAUGAUGCUGGGAUUUGAUUAACCUACUUUUAUUUGUAGUUGUGUGAGCUAUUUAUUCAGUCCUAGCCUCAAUUAUUAGGGAAAAAAACAAACCACACCGUCCAAACUUGUUUCAUUCUUUUUGAUCUGCAGAAAUCUUUUCUCUUACAAGAGGGAAAAAUGAGAGACCUUUAGCCUUACACUGUGUGAUUCUCACUCAAUUUAAAUUUCAUUCAUGUUCUAACAAAUACCAUUAUCGCUGUGUGGAGCAGAUAGUUCAUUUAUCCUGUGUGUUUUCUGUUUUGAUGAGAGCGAAUUUAUCUGUUUGUUAUGGAAACGAAAAAUCGAGAGAGCGAAAUAUGGUUAAUAUUCCUGCUAGCUAUGUACUAAGCCGUGGAAAGUUAGGAAACAGAUUUUUUUUUUUUUUUUUUUAAAGAAACCUACUAACUAGAUCUCUCUCUGAUAUGCCCAGCUUUCCAGCUGACGCACAGACUCGCGGUGUAAUAAAUCGCUCGCAGCUUUAUUCACUAAAAGGUGAAUUGUGGUAGUUUAAUAAUAUUCGAUUUGCAAACUUCAGACAAAAAUAGCAGCGUUGCAUAAAAUGUUCAAAUUAGGUGUUUUAUUUUUUUUGUAUUUUUUUUUUGUUAACUUGUUUUUGUCUCUGCUGUUUUGGUUUGGAUUUUGCAAAUCGGUCACAGACUCAUUACAUCUCGCUGCCUGGUACAUACUAGAGAGAAAACUAGAUUAUACUAUGAGGAAAGAGGGGAUGAGAUAAUAAAUAGGAAAGAGAGAGAGAGAGAGAGAGAGAGAAGGAAAUAAUGAGAGAGAGAGUGAGAGAAAGAGAGAGAGAGGGGGAAGGAAAUAAUGAGAGAGGGAAGGAAAUAAUGAGAGAGAGAAAGAGAGAGAGAGGGGGGAAGGAAAUAAUGAGAGAGAGAGAGAGAGAGAGAGAGAGAGGGAAGGAAAUAAAGAGAGAGAUAAUAGAGAGAGAGAGAGAAAGAGAGAGAGAGGGAAGAAAGGAAAUAAUAGAGAGAGGGAAGAAAGAGAGAGAGAGAAAGAGAGAGGGGGAAGGAAAUAAUGAGAGGGAAGGAAAUAAUGAGAGAGAGAGAGAGAGAGAGAGAGAGGCGGAAGGAAAUAAUGAGAGAGAGAGAGAGGGGGGGAGGAAAUAAUAAGAGAGAGAGAGAGAGAGAGGGGGGGAAAGGAAAUAAUGAGAGAGUGGAGUAUGGGGGUAGAGAGAGGAGGAGGACAACAUGUAACAAAAAGAGAGAGAGGGAAAUUGGAGGGAUAAAGAUACAACAGGGGAUUUUGAGAGAGUAAGAGAGAGAAAAGAAAUAUGGGGGAAACAGAAUUUGAGGGAGAGGGACUGACAGAGAGAGUGAACUUGGGGAAGAGAGAGAGAAUCUUGGGAAGUGAGGGGGAUAUAGGGAGAGAGCAGGCACUCAGUAAGAAGUUAUACCCAGGGGCCCCUCAGGCUUUUUUACAGGCAGUAAAGAGACAUCCUCCCAAAUUUUCAAACAAAUAUAGAAUAUUCAAUAAAACAGUAAACACUAUAGUUUAAAUAGGAAUCCUAUGUGUUUAAUAUGUUUUUAAAAUACAUCGAUUUAUUUUAUUGAACAUAUUAUGAUGAAAGGCAGACUGAUAUGUAGAUAGCUGAAUUAUUUAUAUCUGAUUUUCUCCUAGACUCUCAGUAAUGUCAAUGAUUUGAUCUUGUUGUUAGGGAGAAUCCCACUUGUUAAAGCAGCAAUAAACCUGACUAGCUGUUGAGUAUUAACACAGAGCUUCCAUACAUGGUACCCAGAGCUCCUCUCCCUUGCAGGACACUGAUGGCUUUCAGAGCUCAAGUCCUCCCAGAUUGAUUAAGGCAAAGCCUCACUUUCUCCUUACUUGAUUUUGAUUUGAUGUGUCACAGGCUGUGACCUUGUUUCGGACCUUCAGAGAUUUGCUUUGCAUCAAGCCACUGAUUGGAGUAUUUGAACUCAUGAUCUAAUUGAGAAUUCAUGUCAUAACACAUCAAAUGUUGUCUAGUCUCCCCUUCCAUAAUGAAAGAGACCAGUCACUGGCACCGCCCCAAAUCCAUCAAGACUUCCUCCCCUGUGAACUGCUAGCUUUUUGCCCACCUCCAAUUUAAUUGCUGGGCUGGCUGAGAACGAUUCAGAAACCAUUGCUGUCACCUCUCUUGCAGACACUUCAGCUUUCAAACCCAGUCCCAACUAGAUACAUUGUUAUUCUCACUUAGAAUUACAUUUGUAUCUAUUAAAUCCCACGUGAUACAUAUAACAUGAAAUGUCACAUAGUCAAUUACUAAUGUAAAUUGGAAACAAACUCUUUAUUUUUCCAUCAAUGAAAAUAUGUAAUUAUUAAAUAUUUUUUUUUUUUUAAACAAUAAAUAAAUCUCGAGUCUCUAAUUCUCGUUAGUCCUUGUGGGUUUAAAAACAUUUUAAUAUAAUUUUCAUAAAUUCGGUUCUGCUAUAUGAGUCUACUCACUAACCAACGAAUUGUGGCGAAUUAACACUUCGCACGUAUUAAAAUAAAAGACAAAAAUAGCAGAAUAAUGAAAAAAAAACCAAAUAAAGUAACGCAUGUACAAUUCAACCUGAUUUUCGAUUCCCCCCCCCACCCCCCCUUUCUAAACCUAUUUUAGACACAGUUUUAUAAGUCGGAAUCCAGCUCACAAGAAUAGACUGUUUAGAGGAUAAACCCUUUAAAUUUAACUCAUAAAUUAACAGUUACAGUAGAUCCCAUUCAGCGAUUCGUUCAUACUUUCUUGCACAUAUUAUUCUUGUUCCCUUAAAAACAAUUUAGAGUAUAAAAGGAAUAAUAUAAAUACAAUAGAGGCGUGGACACAAUAUAAGAACAUGACACUUUGACAUCAGGAUUUAUAAACAGGAUAUAAAAUGACAGGAUCAUUUAAGGUUAACCCGACUUUUUCAUUGCACAACCAGAACUAGUCCCUCAUUAGUGAGGUGGUAGGGGGUUAAAUCCCUUAAGGGCUUAUUCACUAAACAGUGGUUUGUAUCGAACAGUAAAAAUAAACAAAUAAAUAAGUAAAUAAAAUGAAAAAUCAAGAUAAAAUUAGCCAGGCUGUGACUGCAACCCACUAAGAUUUUGUUAUUCUCAAACUCAGUCACUCUGGUCUUAAUUUUGCAAUUCUGCUGAGAAUUCGAUGUUUAGUAAAUGCACCCUAUCCUUUGUGCCUAUUUGUUUUCGUUUGCACGUUUACAGUAAUAAGCUCCCUUUUAGGACAGUUUUAUGGAGGAAAAAAUGCUGUUUUCCUUUGUUUCAGUUUAAAAGAUUGUAAUCAAAACAGUUAAACAGGGGAGAAAAACUGUUUGUAGAUUCGCCUGUGUUUCUUUUUGUGGUCGCACGAUCAGACAGGACUUAGGUUUUUGUAGAAAAAUUAGUGUUGGCACAUGAACUAACUCAUUAAAACGCAGAUGGUGUUUUCUGGCCCUCAAACCCCCAGCAUUGCAGCUCCAGAACAUUUCUUGACAAUUAGGACUUGGGUUAAGCAUCGAGAAAAAAAAGAGGGGUGCAAGCCCCCCCCACCCCCCACCUUUGUCAAAUUAACAUCCUACAUCGUUUUAAAAAGGUUCUUUCUAUAGCAAUCCAACCAAAUAAUAUAUAAAAUAUGAACUAUUAUUUUUCAGGAUAAAAGUCUCACUUAGCUGUAACAGGAAAUAAAAAAAUGGAUACAAGGUAGACAAAACAUUCUUUACACAAAAAUAAACAGUUAGCAAGACACGUGCAAUUGCUAAUCGUGGGCUUGUGAAUAAAAUAAAUAAUAAAUUGUUAUGACAAUAAUUUAAUAAUAAUAAAUAAUAACAAAAAGAGAGGAUAAUGGGUGGAAGUAAAAAAUAAAACGCUGUUAUAAUUAAUUUAUUUAUCAGAUUUAGACACCUGUGAGAUACCCUUAUAGAAAGUAAUCAAGACAUUACAGAUGGUAUAUUUAUAAAAAAAAAAAAACACUCUAAAACAUAUAGUGUUUUGGAAGCUAUUCUCAUUGGAAUAAAUGGCUGGUUUUAAAAAUAUAGAAUUUUUAUAGUGAAUUGAAUGUUGAUUUUAUUAGAGUGAAUCUGAUUUUGAUUUUUAACUGUAAGUAAAACAUACUUAUACAAAAAAAAUUCUGGGUUGUAAUAAAAGGGUAAUAUAAUUAUUUUUUUCAAUUAUAUUUGUUAUUGUACACAUGCAUAAUUAAAGAAGCAGAUAUCUAUGUUUCUGUCUUACUGAGGUCAGACAGACAGAUUUGCAUUUCCAAAUAUCACCCCUCCUGUUCAUUAUUUGGUUACUUUGCCUAUAAGGAAACACUAAUGCAGACCAGAAGGCAAACUCUAUAGGGAGUAUAUAAAGAGGUUCCACUCCACUUAUUUAGGGCAAGAACAGGACACCUUGUGGCAAUUUAAUGAUUAACCUUAUUGGAUGAUGUGUUAAACAGCAAGGGGCCAUCAUUUUUUAAACAGAUUUUUAAAAUAGACCAAUAGAGAUGGAUAUCAUGUUUAAAUACAAUGUGUAUGUAUUUAUUUAUUUAUUUUAACACUUUAAGUUUUAUUUCAGAAAUGCAGAAUUCGAUUCUAAAACAAAAAUCCCUUUUUUUAGUGAACAAAUGUAGAGUGAGGUUGUUUUCCUAUUGAUAUGAACGAUCAUACUCCUUUAGUGAAAAAUGUAGCGAAGCAAUGAGACAGCAGAAUUUCAAUAUCUGAUCAGAUCGACCAAUUUCUUGUCCUCUGAGUAGUUAAAAAAUAAAAUAAAAAAAAAUAUAUAUAUACACACAGGUUACCAAUACAUGAAUUUAAAUCGCUGCAGAUUGGACGUCCUGCAACAUUUAACCGAAAAUAAACAAGUUUGACAAGGGCAUGACGUCACGAAUUCACGUUAAACUCUGAAUUUCCCAGUAGUGCUGGCCAUUGAACGAAAAUAAAUAAAUAAAUGGAGCCAUCCCCCCCCCCCCCCCAAAAAAAAAAAAACAAUAGUAUUUUCUAAUAAAAAUGUUGUCAAAAACAACACAACCACCAUCACCACUAACUGUAAUAUUAUUAUUAAUAAUAAUAAUAAAUAAUUAGUUAAAUUAGUAUUUCUUAAACCAAUCCUACUUGAUCAAUAAGCCAUGUUUUAGAUUAUAAAUAGCUAAUCUAAAUAAUUUGACAGUUCCAGAUCCCAGGAAGAACUGAGUAAACUCUCCUCAACCAGAGAUAUCGAACACUUCAUGUGAGAAUGUUCCUCUGUUAUCAAUCUAGAUUCCAUGGAGACUUCUAAUUCAGUAGUAAAUUGUGGUGAGGUUGACUACUGUGGGAAAUUCACCACAGCUCACUCACUAGUGCAGGGAAUGGGAACCUUCGGCACUCCAGAUGUUGUGGACUACAUACCCCAUAAUGCUCUUACACCCAUAAUGCUGGCAAAGCAUCGUGGGAGGUGUAGUCCAAAACAUCUGGAGUGCCAAAGAUUGCCUCUGCCUGCUCUAGUGAUUAGAACUCGUGGUUAGCUCACAAACUAGGCACCAAUUUCAGUCACUAAUGCGGUGUGUGAGACUCUUAGUCCCUAAAAAGCUGCCAAAUUCUCUGAGGACCCAUCCAAUAUCCAGAUGUUCAGACCUUUGGACUUCUCCUGCGCAGGUGAAUGGGAUUUCCAGCGGUUGAGUCACUAAGAUCCAUAGAUCAACCUCCCUAGUCAAUAGGCUAGCUCUUGCCAGUGAUUGCACUGUAGUUUUUAAAGAAGGGAAAUGUGUGCUCCUGAUUUACUGGUCUAAUUCCUGCCAAAAGGCAUCGCUCCUCCAGUGUAACAAGUCAUUAACUGCAGAUUUAUGUGGCUUCCUAGGAAGAAAAACAAAAAAGGGGGAAAAAAGUGGCUGCUUGGUCCUCUCCAAGUGACUCUUAGUUUACAAAGUAAUGGUGAUACUGUAAACCAAUCAACGAGUCAUUUCUCAUGUACCUGCUGGCCAUGUCUGCUCAUGAUAAACCGCCCAAAUGUCCUUAUUUCUCCUCAUUCCAUCACUACACCAUACUUGAAAAGCAGACACAAGUGCUGGGGACACUAAUCCAGUAGCUGGGAGCCAGUAAGAUCACUGCUUGCUCCCUUUUGUAAGGCACAGUUGAGUCAUAAAUAGUAUACUAUUUUUAAAAAAAAUUAACUUUCUUAUCUCUUCCACAAUGGUUUCCACUGGUCCUUCAGUUACACUUUGCUGGCUGAGCAUGGUUGGAGUUGUAUUGUCCUACAGCUAAAAAUCUCAUCCAUUUUCUGAUCCUAAUUUUUUUAGUAUUUUGACUGCUUAGAUGUCUCCAAAUGGGAGCUAUAGAUAAUGCACUCCCUCAUUUUGAGUUAAAUUGGUCAAGAGGGGGUAAUAAGAGAGAGAAAAUCCAAAAUAAAGUGAUUACAGUGAUUAAAACACAUCACUCAUACUGUGCAAGUGAAGCAAUCACCAUGGAAACCAACUGAACGUUCCAUCCUUAGAACUUUGUCCCAGAAUUUCUCGUUAUACAUUAUGGCCCAGUGCUGCUCUAUGAGUGUAGGAUAAAGAUUCGGUUACUACAUUUUGUCCAAUAACCCAUAAGGCUAAAAUCCAAUCGGUUACUUGAGGAAUACAAAUUAAUGCUACUUUGAUUUAACGUCUGUUUAACUUUCUCUUUGUUUGGAAUAAAAUGUUAGUAGAUGAUAUUGCAAAAAAUAAAUAAAAAAAUCUCAAUCUGAACAAGUCUGUCUAUUUUCUUAGUCUACUGCUUGCAUCAAAUGAAUGGUUCACAAGGUCUGUUAACAAAACGUUUUCUGGUGUACCUCUUUACAUGUGGUUUAAAACAGCUUCCUUUACUGGCAAAUUAUUCUUGAAAGUGCGGUUUUGGUAUAAUUUAAGCUAAGAUUUGAACACUGAUGAGUUGGCCAGGAGCCCAGUACCUGAUCUGCCAUGAAACAGGAAACGUUUGGGGUUAUAUAGAUCCCAAAGCUUAGUCAGUUCAGUGGUGCAGGAGUGAAUGAAAUCUGGGGGCAUCAAGUAACUGUUAAAUUUCUAGCCCCCCUCCCCUCCCCCAAACAGUUAUAUAAAGCCCAGGAGAUGGUAAAUCAACAAAACUACCGCUAAGAAUAGGCCAAUCUGUAUAACGAUGUCAUAUAAAGAGGUGAAUAUACCUGUGGAUCGCUGCCAGAACAGGAUCCAAAUGCUUUGUUCAUUAAAGGGUUAAAACCCUACUUAUUAUUACCAGUGCAUAAUAAAAAAAAACAUUAUUAAGGUUUUAAGGUUAUUUGCUUAUCAAAUAGUUCCCCUGGGAUUAGUAUAGUUUUGGGAUAUUAUGAGAUUUUUUUAAACUUUAUUUUAUCGUUCCAGUCAAUAUAAAUUCACAGUUUAUUAAGAUUUAAACAAGAUUUAAAUAAAUACAUCGAUCAGGUUGAUUACUUCUAAUAAAAGCGCACUAAUACACACAGAGUAGUGUGAAAUUAUUAUUAUUUUACAAAGAGAAUACACUUCAAGUUUGAGUUAAUGUAUAUGCAAUGUCUAUUGUGCAUGUAUUUACAUUAAUAUUGCUGUUUAAUAAUUCAAUAGUCUAAAUUAAUAUAAUAAUAAUAAUUAUACUAAGUUCAUUCACCAAACAGUGAUCUGUGAUUGCUUGAGAACCUGCUAUCAUCUACAUUUUAACCGAGCUGAAAAAAAACAAACAAAAAAAAACACAAAAAAAAAAACCACAGCGUUGGGGGGACUGGACGGUGCAGACUGGUGGUUUUGAUGUAAUAAUAAAUUAAGUUGUUUGUAAAUAAUAAUAAUAAUAAUAAUAAUAGUAAUAAUAAUAAUAAUAUCAGUAAUAAUAAUAAUAAUUACAGCCUGAAAGUAUAACAUUCUAUAAUACUUAGUAUUAAUAAAAUAAAAAGCAGCCUGAACCGAUAAAGAAUGAAUCAGGUUUGAAAAUGACUGGUAAUAGGAUAAAAGCAGGCUCUCCAUGUAAGAAUUGGGCAGAUUUGAAAUGAGCAAUAAUAGAAUACAAGCUGCCUGCCCCCUGAGAAUGAAACAGAUUGCACAUGAAAGUGAUGCUGAGUAAACAUGUAACUGUAUCAAUGAAACAGAACUCACAAAUUCCUUCUCUGUGUCUCUUUUGUGUGUUCUUUAAGUGCCGAAACGAAAAGCAAAUUUGAAGAAAGAUUACAAGCCGAGACUUCUCUAAUAGUUUAGUUUUUGUCUCAUCCCUCUGUGCCCCUCCUGCCUGUUUGCCUUUUAAGUCUGUCAAUAGUGGUUAUGAUUAUACAUUCCUGGGAGCUUUCUGGGCUAAGGGGUGUAUGGGCCAUUUCUACACACCUGCUGAUUGCUCGCCCAGGGGGCAAGCUGGAUUUAACCCUCACUUGGCUGUGGUUAACCUUAACUUGGCUGGAUAGAACUUAGAUGUAUGUACACUGCUACAAAAUCCUGGAUUCUUAACAAAUAGUGAAAUAUGUUUUGUUUGCAACUGGAAACCCAUAACAAUUACAUUUUAAAACCCAACCUUUUGCAUUGCUGCACUUUGCACACAUGGAUUUAUUAGCAAAAAAUGCAAACCAAAUGUGUUACAAUACAAUCUAGAAAUAUUUACAGUUGUAGGAGGGAGAUUGAGAGAGGGGGAGAUGAGAGUGAAUGAGAGAAAGCGUGAGAGAGUGAUAGAAAGAACGGAUAAAGAGGGAGAUUGUGAACCACCUGUCAGGUCAAAAGAGUAAUGAUGUCUCUUUAAGGGAGGCGGGGCAUCAUGGGAAUUGUACUUCACCUACACGUGAAGUGCCAUAGGUAGCUGUCAAUGCCCUACUCCUGCCUUGAGUGGCAGAAAAUUUGGAUUUAAAUCGAUCACCAUUAAAUGUCAGAUUUUUGGUAGUGUCUAUAAUUCAUUAAACGGAUCAAUGCAGGUAUAAAACUCUCUAAAGUUAGAUCAUAGCCAUAAAUAAGGUCAUUAUAUACAAACUAAAAAAUUAAAAUAAAAUAUUUAUUAGCUGAGAUCUACUUAUUAUACAGGGCUAUUUAUGGGUUCUGGAAUAUGUACUGGCCCAUUUUAUCCAUCAGUUGUGUGAAGUGCUCUGAUUGACAAAGUAACUUCUAUAUAACUUGUUAUUUAAAUAAUGGAAUCUGUUACAUUGUAACUAGCAGUCUAGAUAAUACUAACUGUUACACUGUAACUGGAAAAGACAAUGCAGUUAAUGUUACAAAGUUACAGAAAAGGCUAACUUGUGUCACUCUGUCCAAGAAGUAUAUUUACAAAUGGAUUAAUUAAUUGUAAUCAAUUGUUUGUUGUCACAAUUGAAGUACUUUUAAAGCAAAUUCAUUUGUAAUCUUUCUAAGAAAAUCAAUACAUACAUUUACCAUUCCUUUAUUAACAUGUAUGCUGUGAUUGUUCCCUUUUUAAAGGAUUCCUCAGGCAGUUUUGGUGAAUUGCUAGUACUGCUGCUAAUAUCUCUUUUAAUACCAACCUUGCCAUACAAACUUUUGUGUGAUAUUGUGAUUUAUUGUGCGUGAGGAGUGGGACUGAGUUUUUAGGAUUUACAUUUUUUUUUCUAAAUUUAAUUAUAUUUUGUCUAAGGCCCAACUGUUGCGUGGCAGUAGAUUAAUGUUGGAUACAUAUCGCAAAUUGAAUUAUUUAUAUACAUAUAUAUAUAUAAUUUUAAUUUUUAAUUUUUUCAGUCUGCAUAGCAUUGCAAUGAAGAAACUAUUAACAGGGUUACUCACUAAAUUAAGAAUUGUGGUAAAAUCAGAGUGAAUUCAAAGUGGAUCCCAAAUUAAAGGCCAAAGUAACCGAAUUGAAAGCAUAACUGGCUGGGAGAAUUUUUCUGGUUCAGCUAUUUUGACUUUAAUUUGAAAUUUACUUCAUUUACUUUAGUAAAUAACCCUACAAGUCUAUUUUUCCUCAACACUAAAAAAAAUACAUAACAUCCACUCUUGUGAUCAAGAAUAGGACAGGGAAACUGAAUGGACUAUAACAAGAAGUUGUGGUGAGUUGAAACCCUGAAAAAACAGAUGAUAUUUAAAACAAAACCCAAGAUUCAUCUCAUUUGGGGAUGUUUACCAAACAUAAACAUUCUGGCCUAAAUUUUCCGAACUGGACCUUCUGGAGCUUCUUUGCAGCUGACUUUUUAAUGAGCGAACACUCAUGAUUGCACUGAUGCUAUAUUGUAAUUCUCAGUAACUUUCUGAGGGUAAUGGGAGGGGCAGUCCAUCAAAGAGAGUUAAGAAUCUCUCAUAAUUCCUAAUCCCCCAGCUCUGUUGGCCGCAUGCAUUCCCAUUGUGUGCCCAAACACAAUCCUUUGGCAUUUGGCACCUACAAACUAUAAACUGUCAGUUUAGCUGUCAUCAUUAUUCCGUGGGAAACCGCUUGCAUAAUGUAACACAUUCAUCCUGUUGCUGCGAAAAAGCAGAGACAACAGUGCAGCCCACACAAGUCAGCUAAGAGGUUAAAAAUCACAGAAUUAUAACAUCCCCUGUUGGCAAUAAACUUUGUAUCAGCUCCUUCACUCUUGAGGGUGUGGUGAAAUGCUAUAAAAUUAAUAUCAUAUUAGGAGUUUUAGAUUUCCUUGCAGGUUAGCCAAGAAAAGUGACACACACAAACACACGCACGCAUUCAUGCACGCACGCACGCACACACACACAUUUAUUCACUAGAUAGAAAUGGUGGGUUGAGGGUGUAAAAAAAAAUGCAGUGGACCUAAAAGACUGUAAGGAAAAUGAAAGGACUACAUGGUCGAGAAUUGGCAUGAAUAAAAUAAUCUCUAUGUCUACAUAUUUUUAGUAGGCAGUUUUUAUGAAUGAAAUGUUUUUAUAAAUGGGUACUGGCUAGCACUAUACUUGGGGAGAGGAAGGUGCUAUUAAAUUUAAGGGAUCUUGGUAUCCACAAGCACUGGACCUAAGGAGUUGGAACCAUAUGUUUGAGGGAUCUGAGAUCCCCAGGUUUCACAAAUCAGUACUUGAUUAUGGGUUAUAUUUGUAAUAGCAAGUCCAAUAUUUUCCAAGACAAACCUAGCUGUGAAAAGGUAAGCAACAUCAAUUGCAGUAUGUGACUUUGCAAUCAGAGUGUGUUUAGUAACUACCUGAAGAAGUCUAGAUCAAAGUCAUAUUUGCAUUCUAAAUUCCAAAUUGUAUUGAUUUUAAUCAAAUCCCACACUGUUUUUUUAAAAUACAGUAACUGCUCAAUGUACUACUAUCCAACUUGCUGUGUGGAGCAAUAUUUUUUUAAACAAAAUUUCAAAAGUGGACUUAUUUUUUUAAAAAGAUAGUGCACUAUAGACCGCAACCAUGUUCUAUUUUGCCUUUCCAUGUACGGCGGUCUCUUGUGCUUUUUUUUCCCCCUCAAGAGUGAUUUCUAAGCCGUAAGGCAUACUCUGAGACCAUUAAUUGUAAGAUAUUUCUCAGAGUCAUUGUGUGUUCUCCGGUGCCAGAGUUGGCGCUAGAUUGUGACCACAUUCUUGAAUAGAUAAUGCUUGUAAUCAGAGGAGGGCUGGCAACUUUUGAACUGGGUUGCAAGUACAAUGGCCCGCACAGUUUGAAGGCCUGUGCAUGCCUAAGAGAUGUAGACUUUGUUUCCCAUGAUUACAAUGCCACCAAUGACAACCAGCAUGUAUUAUGUUUGUCAUAAUCACUGUCUCAUCUCUCCCUACUGUCACUGGCAAACAUCAGAAAGGUGAUCAUACAUUCUCAUUCUAGUCUGGCAGCCUAGUCAGUCUCACAGUCCAUUGGAAAAUAUCCCAGUAGGCCAGUCUAGGCCAGGACAGCCUGAGAGCACAGAGCACCAGCCCAUAUAUAAACCCACAUAGUGACGCCUGUGGACCUCUAUUUUUAGUGGUGGGCUGCGGACCCCCUUCCACAGAGUUCCCAUGUCAACUUACUUGUGUGCAGUACUCUAUUGACUUUAUGCAUUGAAUCUAAUUCAUAUUUUUUACUUACUUUUGAAAAUUUGAAAAUUAUGUUUGUGGCAUAGAUACAUUUGUGGAAAAGAUUGGAUGCCAAGAUUUGAAAUGGAAUCUUAAAUGAUGGUAGUGUGAUAAUGGACAGAGGAUGUGAUGAUAGGAUAAUUAUUGGUAAAACAGUAAGGCAGAUAGCAAGGAUUCAGUAUGGACUGUAAGAGGGCUAAGAUCACGUGGGUGGUUUCUUGACCCACGACAUCAGUUGAGCUUAGACUUCAUCUUGUGUUAGUAAAGUCCUGUAGGUAAGGGCCAAAAUAUUGAUGAGCAAUGUUGAUCCUAACAUGCUGGUAUAUGCCAAUAUAUUCAUUUUUUUUUUUUUAGAUAUUUUGUUUUAGAUAAAUUGUAAGACUACAGUGGGUGUCAGUGGUUACGUUACCGGACUCCCUAGCAAAUAUUUGUGUUCAGACAAUUUGAUAAUAAAAUAUAACAAACAUGUAAAACAAUAUUUAAACUAUAAGUUGGUUCAGAGUAUGAGAGAUUUUAUUUAUUCACCUAUGAUUUAUGGCUAGGGAAUGCUCAGAGGUUUUCUUUAUCUAUAUCAUCAAUAGGGCGAUUAUGUAACCAAUGGAUGUAACUAAAAAUGCAGUGCACUCACUUUUAAACCAGCUGUAGAUAUUAGAACUUUCUAAACAAGCUCUAAAGCUCAUAAAACCUAGGCACAAAUAUGGAAUUAUAUUGCAAAAGCCUGAAAUUGCUCUAAAGUAAAUUUUUAGAAGCUCCUAACCUAUUGAUUAUGCCACUUUCUGGUAUAUUUAUCCCCUAUGGUAAAAUAGACAACCUUUGGCACUCCACCUGUUGUGGACUACAUCUCGCCGGAUGCGUUGCCAGCAUUAUUAUUAUUAUUUUAUUAUUUAUAUAGCGCCAUCAGAUUCUGUAGCGCUGUACAAAGGGAUGACUCUAAAAGCGUUGUGGGAGAAGUAGUCCAGAACAGCUGGACUGCCAAAGGUUUCUUACCCAUGUCCUAGGGCUCACUCUAAUAAAAGUUCUCUUUAAUGACCUGUAAAGGAGGUAGGGGGUGCUACAAUAUGGAGCUGGUCAAACGUCCUAUAUAAUAGAGGAAUAUAAAGAAAAUAUUCUUACAUUGCACUUGAAGUUCAUAAUUCAUGCUGUUGACACUUGAAGGAUUUUUUGACAGCUAACCAACUUUAUUUAGCUGUAAACUUCAUCUGCUAUUGAUUAGGCAAACAAGCCAAAUUCAUGCUAACAGAUAUGUGUAAUGAAAUUUAAACAUACUUAACAUAUGCCUUUCCCUAUUUCUUUUCAUAACAUUUUUAUUUUAUAUCUCAGAGUUUCUUUGCAAUAAUAUGAGGAAUGUUUGGAUUUCUGGAUUUACAGUACGAUUUAAGUACUUAAUACACUUGGGAGGUAUAUUAAUUAAAGUAUCAGAAUGGCGAACAAAUAAAAAGCAAAUUUCUGCAUUUAGUAUUUAUUAAACUCAUAUAUUUUUAUGAGUCUUGUGCUAUUUUCUGUGUCAGGGGACUUUAAUAAAAGUCUCUUCUAUGCAGAUGUGAACAAUACAUUUUCCAGUCGUUUCUAUGUAUUUAACCCCUUAAGGACCAAACUUCUGGAAUAAAAGGGAAUCAUGGCAUGUCACACAUGUAAUGUGUCAUUAAGGGGUUAAAGUUCCCAUUAAUACUGCAGAAAAAGAUCAAAACUAUGCAUUGUGUUUCCCUUUAAAACAUAUGGCAAACUAUUCAGUAAUAAAGUCUUAUCUAGAUCUUGCAGUCUGUCCAUCUUUCAGUGUCUGUCUAUCUAUCUAUAUAUCUAUCUGAAACCUUAUUUUCUUAAUGUCAUUUGUUAAUUAUCUCGUGCAGAACCAGGACGUAAUGGUACACUCCUCCGCCGCCACGGCCCCAUUUUAAUGCCUACCACUAAUCUCAGGCAGCACUGGAAUAUGUAUGUCCCAAUGCUGUGUGUAUAGUAAAAACUUCCCUUUAACCUCUUCACUAGUGAUAUCCCGAACGGUUCGCCGAACGGUUCGUCACGGACGGCGAACAUAAACAUAAACUUUGACCCUGUACCUCACAGUCAGCAGACACAUUCCAGUCAAUCAGCAGCAGACCCUCCCUCCCAGACCCUCCCAUCUCCUGGACAGCAUCCAUUUUACAUUCAUUGUGAAGCUGCAUUCUUAGUGAGCUGUCCACAAACAAACAUACACACAAUCCGCACAAACUUAACACCACUAACAAUCCACAUACAUGCACACAACCCCACAUGCAGCCUCUCACAUGCAAUACCCCAAACAGCCCCAUACAUACACACACUACCAAACACACAAUGUGACAUAUCCAUCCACACACACAAUUCCACAAGCAGCCCCCAUACACAGCCCACAUUCAUAUGUAUCAUACACGAUACCAUAAACUACACCUGAACAUAUACAAUAUAAUAGCUCAAAUACGCACAAAUACAACGAUACAAAGCAAUUACAGUAAAAAUAACACAAGCAGAAUACGGCAGCAUACACACCUCACUUUAAAAAAAAAAAAAGGAACGGCACGCUACGGGACACCACAAUCCUAUAUUGGCACAGUGCUGCUAAAAGGUUGCCUACCCCUGUUCUAGUACAUUAUGAUUGUUUUUGCUAGUUUGCACCUACGUCUUCUAAUAUCACAUGGAAAUCAGGAGACAAUCCACUAAAUGCCAACUAUUCUCCGGUCAUGUGCAGAAAUUUCACAGCCGCAAACCGUAUUAUCAUCAUCAUCAUCAUCAUCAUCAUCAUCAUCAUCAUCAUCAUCAUCUUUCAUGCCAGAGAGAGAGGCAUUAUACUGGGUAAAUGCACGUCUCCUUCUGUAGCCGCUAGACCACUGGGACAUGACUCAAAUUCCCCUGUGAAUGAGACUCUUUAGUCUCUCUCUGAAAGGGGAUAAAUACAAAUAGAGGGGAAUAAAUACCUUUUGGCCCCUCAAGUGUGUCUGGGGUAGGGGCCCUUCCAAACGGUGGGCCUGAUGAGCAUGAUGGGUAUAAAGUGGUUGUGUGGAAGAGCCCAGCCAUCACAUUGUGUUUUAGCAUUAAAGCUGAAUACCACAUGUCAUACAUAUACCUUAUGUGUAUUUUUUUUUAUAAUGAUGGUCUUUUUUAAUCGACAGACAGUUUAUAGGGAAAUAUGAGCAAGACAACAACCAUACAGUGCUUUUUUUUUUUUUUAAAUUGAUUACACUAUUGCCACUUAUGAGUAGUAGGUCUCUUUUAUGCUUUUAUCUUGUUGAUUUCUGAUGCCAGUAAUGGACUGGGCAUAGCUCUAGCUGGUGAUUUGACACAAUUAAUGCCAGGGAGCUAGACAACAUCCUGGCACAAUAGUGAAACAAAUGGAAGAUGGGCAUUCAGCUACAAUAAUAAAACUGUACAUAGCGAAACAUUGCGACACAUUACCGACUUAUUUAAUGUAUUUAACAAAUUAAUUUAGACCUUUUAAGUACCGGUUGAUUGAGGUAACACUGGAUAUGUUCCAGAUUUUCAAAUGUCACCUUCCCUUUAAUUCCCCUGUGACCUCAGUCUGAAUUUGUGAGUUUGUUUUCUUAAUCAUUUAUAUUCAGCGGUGACAUUGCACCAUAGCCUUGUUUAACCUACUAUGUGGUGGUCAUGGAGGGGUUAACAGGUCGUAUUGGCUCAGUGCCCUAGUUAAUCUUGGUUGACAUGCUGCACAACAUCAAGGUGCAGCCUACAUUCUUUGGUGAUGAAUUCUGUAUGGUGCUAUGUACAGUAUCCUCCAGUGCUAUUGAUAUGUGGUUGGUGUUUAUUGGUCUAAAUGUACAAGAUUCCCCCAGGCUGGGUCCUCAAAACUGACAAGCUGUGCUGUAACAGUUCUAAUAUUUUUUUUUUGUUUCCUGUGAAAAAAAGAUUGCAUAUAAAAUCAAAAUACUCUUCAUACACAACUGUGCUGCAUUGCAGGAGAUACACAUCCUUUGUGCAGAACAAUAUACAAUUCUACAUGCCUUACUAUGACACUCCACUGGUUGUAGCACCUCAAUGCCUACAUACAGUCUAAAAGGCAUGUAUAUUCAUGAAAUUGAUUGGAGGGGUACGUGGAAAAAAAGGCAUACUGUAAUGGAGCUGAAAGAAGUAAAACAAACCAUCUGAUGCCCAAGGGGAUGUCCCUCACUCCUCUAUUAUUCUAAAACUGUCUAUAAUGGAAUAGUCUCUUAGCAUGCUGUGAAUCAGCUUGCCAUGCUAUCAGUUCUCAUGCAUUAGCUGUUUGUAUAUUUUCUGGUGUAAACAUUUUUUGUUCAAGGAAUCUCAUCCUUCGACCCCCUCUUCCUCCUUCCCCCCAGAGGCGUUGUGUGUACUCUGCACUCUCCUCUUACUCUCUGUCCACAGUUAUGUGAAUAGUCCAUUUCAUGAGCUCUGAAUAUUUCAUAACACAAAAGGGCAUGCGUGUUCUAAAAACGUUGACAGUGUCUUCAGUAAAGAGCAAUAAUGCAGUCCCUGUGUAGUGCAUUUUCUCAAUGUCUUUGCAUCUCACUCUGCUUUCUGAAGCCUUCCUGUCACAAGAUUCAAAUAUUUUUGGGAUCCAAACUCAUUUACCUACACAGGUUUAGGCAUUUGAACAUCACGUCUGCAACAUUUAAAGGGACUAUAUUACCUAUAACUGUACAGACAUCAUUGUAAAUGUAUCUCAUUAGAAUGAGGAUAUUCGUAUAUGCCAUUUGCUCUUCCCAAAAUCUAGAGACAUAGUGGUUUAAUCGUUUGUAUUUAAAAAAACCAAAAAAAACAAACAAUUUUUUUAGGUCUCUUGUUCAGACACUUAAACAUCAUUCUAUUUUUUUUGUUGCACUUUGUAUUGAAUUGAACAAAACUUCAAUAAAAAGUUAAUCACACACAAAAACAUUGUGAAAAGAAAUAAUAAAAUAAAAUUAAUUGUAUGGAACAGAAAAUUGAAGUGCAAAAGUUGGAGAAUACUUACAAAUCAGCUAUUGUUACCUAAAUGUUUCCUAGAUGUUGCAAUUCUCCUUUCAGUUUUUCACUAUAAUGCAUUGUUUUGUGAAUAAACCCCGCGCUUAUGAAAUUGGUAACAGUAUCCGUAUACAAUUCGCAAUCAACUUGAAGUUUAAGAUAAAUAGUAUUAAUAAAAUACAUUGACGGAGCAGAAAUAAGCAUAGUCCGUUUAUUGUUGUUUAAUGACAGAUUUGAUUUCACAAAUGGUGCAGAAAUAGUUAUUUCCAUUAUCUGUAACUCCUUUAUGGCAAGCUAUUAGUCAAACUCACUUAUAUUACGACAAUCCUGAGAAGUCACAAUUAAAGAUCAUAGCCCACACCCCCCCAAUAUCAAACCUUUUCAUAUAUUGAAGGCUACAAUAUUUAAUUUCAAAUAUGAAAUAUAAUUCACUCUCACUAUAUGGCGACAUUGCGUUAAGCCUACUAUGACAUGGUAUGAGUUCAGUAGGUUCUAAAAUAAUUUAAAGGGACACUCCACACACCUAGAGCUUUUUGACUUGCUGAAAUGCUUUAUGUGUGAAGUGUAUGUCCUUUUAUUUCAUUUUACAAAAAAAGUGCUGAUUUCAAUAGAAAUAUAUCUACAGCCUUUGCAAGUUAUUUUUAGAUAUACCCUAAUAAAAAAAAAUACUUAACUUAAUGCAUGCAGAUUUUGAUUGUGGAAUAUCUACUAAACAGUGAUUUAAAUGUUUUUGUAUUUGGGUAGUGGAGUGUCCCUUUAAAUAUGGUGUGACUAAAUGACAAUAUUAUAUACUAUUAUAUAUUAUUUGAUAUAUAUUUUAUAUAUUAUAUUAUUUUUUGUAUAGCUUUAUAACGGAAACUGUCUAUUUUAGGUGAACACAAUCCCCAUUUGUCUAUUUUUUAAAAUAACUUGGGAUCAUUAGAACAGCUACGCUAUUAAAUUAUGCUUAUUCAGGAGGGUGUCUCCCAAAUUCAGUAGUUCUGUGAAAAUAUACAUCAUUAAUGGGUUAAAUGCCUAUGGCAAUAUAAUAUUUUUAGGAAAUAAUGACAACAAUUUUCAUUUGUAUUACCAUUAUUUUAAUUUAUUUCUACUGAUAAAACAUUAUUAUUAGGAUAUAAAUAAUCUUAUGGUGUAAGGUUUUUGGCAACUUUGAGAUCCAACUAUUUUUCUUUUUGAUGAAAUUAACUUUCUUUUAUUUCUUUUAUUUUACAGAUGAUAUCUCCCACACUCAUUCCAAGAGACUACGGUAUUUGUUUGAUUUAUCUACCCUGUCAGACAAAGAAGAACUGGUGGGAGCUGAACUAAGGGUAUUUCGGAAAACUCCUAUGGAGAUAGUCAAAGCCCCUCAAGGUUUAUACCACCUGCAGAUAUCCUCCUGCACAUCCCAAUCAUUGCUUGAUUCCAGGACUCUAUACCUAAGAGAUUCUUUAACAACUGGCUGGGAAGUGUUUGAUGUAUUUAAAAGCUUCCAUGGCCUCAAUAAGCAGAAGAAACAGCUCUGCCUAGAGUUAAGAGGGACUUUGGCUACAUCUGGUAUGGAGGUGAAUCUAAAAGGACUUGGUUUGGGUAGGAAACCAAAAUCGCACCAAGAGAAGGCACUCCUAGUGGUCUUCACUAGGUCCAAAAGAAAAAAUCUAUACAAUGAGUUGAAGGAACAGGUUCAUUCCUCUAAGGGUUUGGAAAAGGAAACAAAGUUUCCAUUUAAAAGCAGAAGAAGAAGGAGGACAACUUUCAACAGUCGACAUGGCAAAAGGCAUGGAAGGAAAUCCCGUUUAAGAUGUAGCAAAAAACCACUACAUGUGAAUUUUAAAGACCUAGGGUGGGAUGAUUGGAUUAUAGCUCCUUUGGAAUAUGAAGCAUAUCACUGUGAAGGGGUGUGUGAUUUCCCUCUGAGAUCACAUCUUGAACCCACCAACCAUGCCAUAAUUCAGACCUUAAUGAACUCCAUGGACCCAGCGUCCACACCACCCAGCUGCUGCGUGCCUACAAAAUUGACUCCUAUCAGUAUUCUUUAUAUUGAUGCUGGUAACAAUGUUGUCUACAAGCAAUAUGAGGAUAUGGUGGUGGAAUCCUGCGGUUGCAGGUAGCAGCUGGUCUGGAAAUGCUUCAUGUCAAAGUGGAACUAAUGGAGAAAACAAGGGAACUCAAGGACAAGAGUGGGCUGGCCCAGUAUGAAGUUGAAUGAACUUCACCAGGAGAGUGGGUUAUGAUGUCUCACAUGUUUGGUGCACCCCUUUAUUCUACCAGGAUAUCCCUUCCAAUCACUGCAGAAAUAGGCACUGCUGCAAUUUAUUUGAAAAGCUAGUCCAAACUUGCUAAAGCCUGCAAGAGCUCUAAAUCCAAGGGAGUGAGAACUGAACUCAAUCCCUUUUCUGUAAACAUAGAUUAUUGAUAUUCCUCAAAGGGUUUGUACCAUAUCACAGCCUCUCCAAAAAGGAAUGAUAUAAAUGGCUUCUUGGUAGACUCAGAACUCUAACCCUGAAAGAGGAGAGCUGGCAAGAGUGUGAACUACCAUUUAUCUGAUAGCAGUUGAGAACAAGAAUUGUACAAGAAAUGUCUCAUGUUCCAGACUUAGUCAAUAUAUUAGCGGAGGACUGAAAUGUUUGGGGGAUGGAGCCUGAUGGCGGCACUUGGUAAAUGACUUCCACUCCCCCCUCCCCCCUUGCUUCACAUCUGAUGGAACUAAGGCCAUCCAGGUUGAGUGGUGGCCAGUCACGUCUGGGUAGAAAAGGAUUAUGUUGCUGCUUUCUCUGUUGAUUUUUGGAGUGUACACAAGAUGCAGUGACAGGCACCUGUUCAAACGGAGUCCAUUUAAGAUUACAGGAAAGCAAUAGUCUGUUCUUUUCAUGGUCUGGCAUGCGGAGAGUAAUGAAAGCAGACAAGCCUCAAUAAAGUUUAUCUUUUUUUUUCUUCCUUCCCAUUACGCUCACCUUUUCCAUUCCCAACUUUCCUGUUCACAUUUACUAAAUAGUGGAUUGUAUUGCAUUGCCGGCUAACUAGCAAAGGCUUGGCCACAAUACUACACAGGGUUACUGACUAAACUUCAUAUUGUAGUUAAUUUAAAUCUGGAUGGCAACAGUGAGGCUAUAAAAACUGCUCUUAGAAUAUUCUCCAACUCAACUGUAAUCACAGUUACAGUUUUGCCAUUUGGAUUCUAAUUUGCUAUUAUUUGGAGCUUAGUGAAUUAAAUUGUCAGGAUUCUAUUACCUACAUAACAGGUUGUGGUGGCUGGAGAAACUACUAUCAAACGUAGACCAAACUAGCAGAGAUGGAAAAAAGCUCAGAUUCAGUUUUUCUCAAAUUAACUGGUUUGACCUCAUUUUGCAGGGUGGUUCAAAGCUAAGUGACUGUUUAGUAAAUACACCUCCUUCAGGAUAUAAAAAAAAUCCAGGGGGGACGGGGGCUUGGCUAUUUUGGCUUGCUUUUUUCAGAUCCUUCUCAACCCUCCUGAACCUAGAAAUCCAUUCACCAAACAGUAAAUUGAGACAAACUGAAAACCAGUUUCCAAAAUGAAUACAAUCUCCAAUUUAGCAAAGCUGGGGAUAUGUAUUCUAGAGCUGCUACUAAGGCCUACAUUUUGUGUCUAGUGUAUAGACCCCAGGGCUCUAAUAACAGACCACAUGGAAUCUUCAGUUGUGGUACAUUGAUAACUGACUUAAAAAACUGAUAUAUAUUCUCUCGUUCAGAUAUUUUCACAAAUCUGUUUAAGCUUAAAUGUAUCAAGUUGGUUCCCCAUGCAGCACAUCUCACUGUUCAUUGAAUAACCCCUUAAAUCUUUAUCUUUUACCCCCUCCACUGUAAUAAUUUAAAACAGAAGGUAAUUUUCUAAUUUUCUAAACAGAACAAUAAUCAUUGUCAGAUGAGGAUCAUAGAAUACAGAGACAGGGAGACAGAGACAAACAGACAGACAUACGGACACAGAGAGAGAUUUACUCACUCACAAGGCCUCUAUUUAAUACUCUUUAAAAUUGAUUCAAUGCUCUUGACAAAAUUUGUCAAAUGAGUUCAUAAAUUCAUAGACUUCAAUGGUGGCUUCUGUAGCUAAAAAUCUUUUAAAAAGUAUGUCUAUCAGUAUUGAAUCAUUUAGAAAGUGUAUUUAAAAACAAGCCUAAAAUUUUGGUCCUGUUAAAAUUUGUACAGAAAUGCUGAAUUGUCAGAUUAAAAUAGAAGAGGCCCCCAAAAAUGAUACAAACAAAGCAUUAUUCCCUAAUCUGGCACUCAAAGUUAACAUGUAUUUAUUAUAUAUAUAUAUUUUAAUAUUUUUGUUUUUACUCCCCUCUGAAAAGAAAUACAUAAAAAAAUCUAAUUAUUGUGCACUUCUGAGCAUGCCUAACAAUGGAUUAUUUUACACAAUUGCUAUUUCAGUUUUUUUUGUAAAUUUGAAUGACUGCUAUCUGGCAUCACAAAUAUAUAACGAUAAACUGGCCUUAGAAUAUAAAUACUUAGGGCAGUAACGGCCAAGGGCAAUGAUUAAAAAAAAAUUAAAAUGCACAUUUUCUUUUAAUGCACUGUUGUUCAUGAAAAAAAGGAUGUAAAUAUUUGUUUAUUUAAUAAAAAAAAAAAAGACUCUUCUUAGGACAAAUGCAAAUGAACAACUGCAUUCUUCAUCAAACCCUUUGUGAUCCGAAACGUUACUCUGCCUCAGCAACAGGGGGUUAAAAUACAAGAACGACAUAUUGUAUGCACUCACAAAUUCGUGGUAUUUUUCUUUAAAAAAGUUUAUAUUUGAGCUGUACAGGGUAAACCAUAACUCAAAUGUUGCAUUUCAUUAUGUUACAUUUUUCCUAGUCUUUUAAGUACCAGGGGUGUUCCCAGUGCAUUGCAAAGGAAUGCUUUGGGCAGAUCUCUGGCACUCAAAGGGUUAAAUAUUAUUAAAUCAUUUGCUGUGCUGUCUUUGGAUUCACAUGUAACUGUCUACCUCACUGUAAUUCAAGUAGAAAUUUGCAAAGUAUCUGAGGUAAAUUAAUAUUCCAACCAUUUUUACAGUACAAUUUAC